AUGGAGAGGGAAGAUCAACUAGGACGGAGAAAGCCAAAAGGAAGUAAUUGCCGGGGAGGAGAAGACGAGGACGUGUGGGAUCCUCUUCCUGGCCACAGCUUUAAUGCUGACCAGAUGGCGGAUCCCUGCGUGUCCUUUCAGACAAGCGCCGUGCUGUGUGCGGGCGGCUGUGCCCUGCUUGCCCUCAGCUCGCUGCUGGCCAUCGUCGCCGUCCUGCUGCCCAGCGGAGCCUGCGAGAGGAGAGUCUGCACCCUGGCUGGCUACAUGCAGACAGCAGCAGUGUUCAUUAUGGCAUCUGGGCUUUUGGUUUACCCUUUUGGUUUCAACUCGGCUACUGUGAAGAGAUUCUGUGAGAACUCGGACAUCUACUAUGCAGGAGACUGCCAGAUUGGCUGGGGGUACAUGCUGGCAAUUGUUGGGGUCAUGUUGUCUGUCUUUUUACCAUUCUUUGCAAAAUAUGCACCAAAAGAGCACAUAUCUCCAACUCCAAUACCUACUAUUUUAUAGUAUUUUAUGACUGUUUUAAGAACAGAACUUUCCUGUCUGCAGGCAAUGGGCAGAAAUUAUUAUAGCACUUCCAUUUAGCUGUAUUGC
This is a messenger RNA of Apaloderma vittatum (bar-tailed trogon), 594 nucleotides long. RefSeq names its product transmembrane protein 211 (gene LHFPL7). The record is from RefSeq and is a predicted model, not a curated record. The transcript has 3 exons. Bases 1 to 507 code for a protein of 168 amino acids. NCBI's taxonomy places the organism in Eukaryota, Metazoa, Chordata, Aves, Trogoniformes, Trogonidae. Gene Ontology annotation, cellular component: membrane.